Babesia bovis T2Bo is the source of this 2083-nucleotide messenger RNA. RefSeq lists its product as uncharacterized. Lineage: Eukaryota; Apicomplexa; Aconoidasida; Piroplasmida; Babesiidae. Gene Ontology annotation, biological process: regulation of mitochondrial mRNA stability; mitochondrial RNA processing. The record is from RefSeq and is a predicted model, not a curated record. The transcript has a single exon. Gene Ontology annotation, molecular function: RNA binding. Gene Ontology annotation, cellular component: ribonucleoprotein granule; mitochondrial matrix. Bases 188 to 2023 code for a protein of 611 amino acids.
AUAUAAUGUGUGUUGCUACUGUGUACCGGGUUGCUUUAAUUUAGUAGAUAUUUAUAUGUUAUUUUGUGUUCAUUGGAUGCCUCAUAUACUAUAUAUCUUUUGUGUUUAUAAACUAGGGCAAUGUGUACUUGAUAUAAUAUACUAGAUAGGACAGAACCUACUAUCCUUGGGUUUUGGAAUCUUGGCAAUGAUUCCUUCUUCUAGUCGUUCACUGUGCAGCGAUCUGAAGUCUUUAUCGUUAUCAUUGAAGCCAGAUCAGUUGUCUAAGGCUUUUAACCGUUUAGCUUUAAACUUUUGGCGUGUUCCUCGUGAGGUUGAUUUUCGUCAUGGACAAUGUAUACGUCAUUUUUUUGAAAAGCAUGUUCUAAGAUCUGUAUCAUCUAGAUCAUCUCUUAAUGUUACAGGGCAGCUUGAUUUACAUAUAAUUCUACAAUAUUUUCAAGAUCGUGCAAUAGCGCUGGGUAAUGCUGAUGCUCUUGGGCCUAAAGACAUUUCAUUGAUAUUCAAUGCCUACGCAAAGAUAUACCAAAAUGUUCAACAGUUGCGUGGAUUAUCUGUGUAUAAUACCAAUGGGUUGUUGAAGGUACUUCGUCAGUAUGUUACUGACUUGAUUCCUUUAGCUCGUCCAUUGGUCUUCAAUAUGAAUGAGCAAGACCUUUCAUUAGUUUUAAAUAGUAUAUCCAAGAUAAAUGUACCCGGUGACUUAUUACUCGAAACUGCUAAUGAGGCGUUGGUAAGUCACCUUCGUGAAUACUAUGAGCAUGAUCAACCGGUUCGUAAUGUUUAUGGGCGUUUACCCAAGUUUGGUUACAACUUGAUAUCGGAGCUCACUCCUCAGGGUGCUUCAUUAAUUAUAAAUUGUUUUGCCAAGUCAAAUAUAUCGCUAGAUCGUGGUGUGAUAAAUCACAUUGUUAAUCGAUUUUUACCAUCUAAUUUGGAACAAUUUUCAUCUCAGCAAUUGGUUACUAUAUUACACGGCUUUAUGAAAUUAGAUGUAAAAUCUAGCGAUGUACGCUCUUCUUUGGUUGCGCUAGAUUCCAUAUUGGCAACUGCUUGCACUGAGGAUAACAUGAAGUUACUAUCGGCAUCGUUGUACACUUUUGGUAAAUACAACCAUUUCCCUAAAGCCUCGUCUGGAAAACUAGAUUUGGUAGGCAACUCUAGGCCUAUACAAUGUACUGAAUUGGAAUUGAGCAACAUAUACUAUGGACUUGGCAAGUUAAAUCUUCGUUGUGAAUCUUUUUUAGAGCGUCUGAACAUUUGUCUACUGGAUAUGUUACAUGACCUAACUCCUCAGGGCGUAUCUACUAUUUAUCACGCGUUAUCUCGUUUGGGAUUUCGUGACAGCGGGGUUGUUUCAGGCCUAGAACAUAGUGUGGAAUCUAGAUUGCUUAGUAGGUUUCUUGAAAUGGUUUCAUUGCUGCGCCCUUCUGGUGUAAGAUCUGAUUUCAUACAAUCGCAAAUAUUACCUUUACAUUUGGUCAACAUCUCGCUUAGUGCAGCUACGAACUUGAUAUUAGACAAUAGGAUAUUUUCUCUGUUACUCGACUCUCUUGCUCAGUUGGUAGGCCAGUCUAUGGUAUCUUCCAAGAUUUCAAAGGAAACUUCUGGGCACUCAGGUUCACAUGCGGAGUUACCAACGCGUGAUGCAUCAGUUUCACGAUCGGUGGACUUCAUUCACAGCGAUCUUGGUACACAAGGUGUCUAUCAGCUAUACUGCAUUUGCCAGCAUAUAAUGUGGUAUGCUAGCCCUGGCUUAUUAUCGCAUCGGAUUUCAACUCUUAAGACUCUGGUACAUAUGUUUACGGCUUGGGAGUCGUUAUAUCGUAACGGAAGCAUUGAUCGUUUGCACGGUUACAAUGAUUCCUUGGAGUCAUUGGUUGACCCUGAUGUAACUCCAUCUCGCAUUCAAGCUGACGUUGUGGGUGUUUUAAAAUGUAUAUUACCAUCAUCUGGCACGCUUGUAGUUGAGGAGUCACCUGCAAUUCCCUAUACGAUAGACAUACUCCUAUACAGUGUGUAGCCACUCUACGACGUUGUAGUGUACUUUGGUGUGUAAUUAUUUUUUUCACAAUAAACAAAU